Symbiodinium necroappetens is the source of this 1728-nucleotide messenger RNA. The record is from the annotation of a GenBank genome assembly. Lineage: Eukaryota; Dinophyceae; Suessiales; Symbiodiniaceae.
AUGAGUGGCAGUGCUGCGAAGCAGGUGCUGCCAGUAAAUGGUUUGCUGACCAUUAAAAUAGUCCGUCAGCACGUCAGGAAUUUGCGCACGACCAAUGCUGGGCCACGGGCAGUGCAUGUCCAGUCGCCGUACAGCGACAAGUUUGCGAAGGGUGUUUCUUCGCAUGUGCGAGCUCCGCCAUGGAUGCGUGCCCAAGUAGAGUCAGAGCAGAUGUCGCCGGUUCAAGAUCGAUACGCUAGAAGGCUGAAGCUCCAUGUGAAGCUGCAGGCUCCCGGCCCCGGAGAACGGUUUGCAGUCCUCGGAUCCCACGAGGCAUUUGGAUACUGGAAUCUCAGCUCUGGGGUGCAGCUGGAAUGGAGAGGAAGUGCCUGGGAGACCCCGGCUCCAAUUCCAAUCUCCCCUUGCGAGCGCGUGGAAUUUAAAUUUGUCCGCGUUCGGCCUGGUGGAUUGGAUUGGGAGAGUGGCCCCAAUAGGGUCACGGAGUUCCCAAAUUACAAGGGUGAUUUGUGUCUCCAGGGGAUUUUCAACGGCGAAAGCAUACUUCAACCGAGCGACGUGGACGAUGCUGAGGGUAUCUCAACGCCAGAUACCAUGCCAUCAGCACGGGUGGAAGAUGACGCAGACUUGUGGCAGAUGCGAUACCAGGAGGCUGUCAAACAGCUCACUGCUCUGCAGCGCAAUGUGGCAAACCGGCAGAAAGAACAAGAGAAGCACCGACGAGAUCAUGCAGAGGUCAAGCGCGAUCUUCUGAGGAAGAUCAAGGAUGCUCAUCGUGAGGCCGCCAGUCUGUCCAGGCAGCCACCAGAGGAUGCUUCAUCUCCAGAAAGCGUCCAGUCCGCUGGAGCGGAGGACGCGGAUUUAUGGAAGCGCCGGUUCGAGGCCUCGGUGACGUCACUGACGGACCGUCAACGAGAAGUGGCAGUCCAUCGUCAGGAGCUCGAGAGACGUCGGGCCGAGCACACGGAGGUCACUGACAGCCUGUGGAGGCAGAUUCAGGAUGCACAACAGGAGGCACGGGGACUGUCUGGACUUUCGCAUGAGGAGGUGUCUGCGCGGCUGGAGGAGAGCGCUCAGCUUCAGCGCCUGGAGGCACCAGACAUUGCAACAAUUCCGUCGCCCUCCUUCGCAUCCUCCGUGCAGUCAACACCCUCCAGAGCACAUGGAAAGGCGACGCCUCAAAGGAGAGCCGGCCUUCACUUUUCGAGUCCCCGUCUUGAGACAGGGCGCGAGCCUCCAAAAGUCUUGCCUUCAGCGGUUCGGAGGGAGCAGCAGUCCGCACGCCGAGAUGGACGGGUUCCGGAAGUUUUCCCAGCAGGCGUGCCGCCUGUUCCGCCGGUCGGCCAUCAUUCCUCUGCCCUAGAGACCUGGCGCCGAAACGGAGGUGCGCGAUCUUCGAAGUCGGAGACGGCGCUUGCAGCGCUGCGAGCUGCCAAAGGAGCAUCCCCUGUUUCUCCGCACAGCGGGGAAGAGGAAGAUUCUCAGCGCCAGACACAGAUCGAGAAAGAGGCAUCCUCAUCAAGCAUGGGCUCUGGCCAGCGGUAUGAGCGUGUCACAAGGCCUGGGCCUGGCAACGAGGAGGCAAAGGAGGCAGAGCCGGCAGAGUCUCGAGCUGAAAGUGAGCAAAGUGCCGUGGUGGUCUCCAAAGAGGUGGCUGCAGCCUUUGCUUCUGCCAAAGCCCGACUGGCGAGGCUAAAGCCAGUCAAGGAGGCUGGAACCAGCGAUGACUGA